CCGCCAUGUCGACCUCCCCCCCUAUCUUCACCGCGACCUCGGCCUACUCUCUCGCCUUCGUCUCCGCCGUAGGCGUCGCGGCCUAUGUGGCCUCGAAGUCGCUGCUGCCGAAGAAUGCGAGCUGGCAGGAUCGUGUGACGUUCAUAUGGCUCGCUUUUGACGGCAUCAUCCACUACACGCUCGAGGGCUCGUUCCUCUACUACUCCAUGUUCGGCAAGCAGGUCAUCAAGAGCUCCGGGCCUAUGGCGCAGAUGUGGAAGGAAUACGCGCUCGCGGACUCGCGCUGGGGCACGGCGGACCCGACGGUCGUCUCGCUCGAGAUCCUCACCGUUUUUGGGGUGGGCACCAUGUGCUUCUACGUCCUGAAGCAGCUCGUGCAGCGCGACCCCACGCGCCACUACUGGAUCAUCGUGCUCAGCACGUCCGAGAUCUACGGCGGAUGGAUGACAUUCUGUCCCGAAUGGCUCACGGGCAGCCCGAGCCUGGACACCUCGAACGCGCUCUACCUCUGGGUGUACCUCGUCUUCAUGAACAUCAUCUGGGUGUUCGUCCCGGCCUGGCUGAUGUACGACUCGUACGGGCACAUCGCGAAGUCUUUGCGCUUUGCGCAGGCGAGUGCGAAAACCAAAAAGAACUGAACUCAGAACAGCACACUCACCACAUCCCGGUACAACGCGGGCCACGUCCUAUGGCCCUCCUAUCCCCGGCGAGGGACGCGCUUAUGAUCUGUCAGGUUGCUCGAUCACACUUAUCUCAAAUGUUUUGACUUGCUUACUGCUUUCCCGAUGUGCAAUGCAAACUAUUCGUCUG
Trametes versicolor FP-101664 SS1 is the source of this 810-nucleotide messenger RNA. RefSeq names its product Emopamil-binding protein. Gene Ontology annotation, biological process: sterol metabolic process. NCBI's taxonomy places the organism in Eukaryota, Fungi, Basidiomycota, Agaricomycetes, Polyporales, Polyporaceae. Bases 6 to 638 code for a protein of 210 amino acids. Gene Ontology annotation, cellular component: membrane; endoplasmic reticulum. The transcript has 6 exons. The record is from RefSeq and is a predicted model, not a curated record. Gene Ontology annotation, molecular function: cholestenol delta-isomerase activity.